Molecule: messenger RNA, 1215 nt
Organism: Schistosoma rodhaini
Lineage: Eukaryota; Metazoa; Platyhelminthes; Trematoda; Strigeidida; Schistosomatidae
Source: the annotation of a GenBank genome assembly
AUUCAUUCUCUAUUAUCUAUACAGUUUUAAUACUAAUCGAAAUACUACUGUUAUUAUCAUUAUAAGUAGUAUUGUUACUCCCUAUUGAUUGUUACAAUGAAAUAUCUAAGUGAAAAACAUAAAGUAAAUUACUUAACAGAAUUGAAUAGUAACCAAGUAGGUUAUUGAUUGAUUUGUUUGUUUAUUUAUUCAAUUACACCAUAACAUGAAUAUUUAGAUUAGAAUAGAACCAAAUCAACAAGUAACCAGUGGUAAUUUUUAUCUGAAGGCGGGCGCUAUAGCUUUUCUACAACUAUCAAUAAUAUGGGGAAUGAAUCUUCUUGUUAUACUAAUUAAUGCAUUCAAGAAUUGGUUACAAUCCCAAAACUGGUUGGUUGGGCUAUGUUUCUUUUCAGGACUCUAUAUUGAUUUGGAGAUGGCUCUCGUACAACAACUACAAUUUAAAUUUCCAUGGAACUACAUACUAUUGGUAUUUAAUUCGAUGAUUAUCUCGAUCCCAGCUUCAAGGUCACUUUCUGAAUUGGAAAAGCUAUGGAUUCCAAGUAGUUGGUUUAUUACACUGGGAAUCACAUUACUGACUGUAAUAUUCGGCGGAUUAAAGCGAUUCGAUAUAAAAAGAUCUUUCAAUAUAUUCUUCAUUGUUAUAUUCACUUUACAAGCAGUAGUUUACAUCGUUCUCAUUAUAUUGAAUCAAUUUAGUUUCAAUGAUGUAAUCUUGAUUAUUUCUGGAUUUGGAAUGCUACUGACAAUCAUCUAUGAAUUGGCAAUUGCAACUCAAGCAAUUUUUCCAGGUGAUAAACGAUUCGGUUUUCGAGAUGAUCAAUAUUUUCUAUUUGGAUUAGUACUUGCAACAAUAAUGAUUUGGAUGAAUAUGAUCAUUUCAAGUGAAAUAUUACUUAUAUGCAAUGUAUUCAAUAAAACAAGCCAAUGUAUUUCAGAGGAACAAAUGGAUAUGUAAUUGUCUAUAGACAUUCAUUAGUGAUUGUCCAUGAGUGUUAUCUUUUGUUAUGUGAAACUGUUAUUCGGAUAACAAGAUCAUUCACAUUUGAUUUGCAAUACUAAAAAAUUGUAACCGAAAUUGCUUUUUUCUUAUGUGAUUCAUCAAAUGAAUUUUUCCAAUAAUUCUGUAAGUGAUGUUUCUAUUGCGGCAUAUACGAAGUUGAACUAUUUCGUUACGUUCUGCUUGUUCUAUCAUGAAUAUAAAGUUUUCUCAUA